Messenger RNA from Balaenoptera acutorostrata (minke whale), 5906 nucleotides. RefSeq names its product maestro heat-like repeat-containing protein family member 6. Gene Ontology annotation, molecular function: nicotinate phosphoribosyltransferase activity. NCBI's taxonomy places the organism in Eukaryota, Metazoa, Chordata, Mammalia, Artiodactyla, Balaenopteridae. The record is from RefSeq and is a predicted model, not a curated record. Gene Ontology annotation, biological process: NAD+ biosynthetic process.
GGGUCUCUUCACAGCCCUCCUGUGGCUGUGUGAGCCCACUCUUCUGCUUGCCCCUCCUGUUCCCCUGACUCUCACCUCUCAGUUGCAAGUGGGACAUCCAGGUCUACCUCUAACAGAGUGUACAUUGUUUCUUUCCUUCACUGUGGGAGGCGUCCCAGUCUUCCACCGUCUCCAUUCUGCUUCCUUUUGAUGAGCUGUCCCCAUGGGUACAAAAGUGCCAGUCUGGAACUAUCCAGGGAAGAGGUCCCAGAGGCCGUCCUGGCCCUGCUGUUGCGACUACAGUCACGUGCCCCAUCGGGUCUGACCUGUUUUUAAAACCCUGCCGGGUAUCCGACCGUUUCUAGGAAGGAGGCUGGGCUUCUUCCCUUAGCCCUGAGGCCCCUGCUGCCUGCUGGAGACCUGGGCCCUUGACAGAUCCCAUGAUGCACUGCCCUGUGGAAUUGUGCCCACUGUGCUGCCUGGGCCCCCACCCCCCUCCCCAGUCUGGGCAGGACUUGUGUCACUAGUGGUUCUUCCCCUGGACCCAGCGUGGCUGGUGAGAAAGAGUGGGUUGUGGUUACUCUGGUCAGAGCUGGUGGCCUCCAAGGGCCCUCAGGAUUCGUGUGGGGCUUAGCGUGCAGAACCUGAGAGCCUUCGGUGCCAGCUGGUGGCGGAUGAGCGGCCCCCUCGUUCUGUCGGCACCACACUGCUACCCGAACAGCGUGGCGUGCGCCUUGCCUAGGUGUGCUGGCCGCGAGCUGCCCUGCCCAGACCUGGGGUGGCUUCCGGGCGGGCGAGGAUGGAGUCCGGCUGGACGUGGAGUUCAAAUUGCCCUCUUCCACCCUCUCCCCGCGCUGCCCAGACUUGGCCGCGCGGCCGGGGGCAGGACAGACCAUGCUCCAAGGGGCCACGGGGAGCUGGGCUGACCAGCGAGAGCACAAGCCCCCACCUCGAGCCACGGUCCGGCUGCUGAGACCGCUCAGAGAGCGUCCGGAGGCCAGCGGCCCGCCCUGACGGUUCCGGUUGCCAGGAAAGGCGGUGGCUCCACGGUGUCCCAACCCGCAGGCGGGGCGGGCCCUGGCCAGCGCGGCGUCACGCGGGCGGGGCGGCCAGAGUCCAGGGCGCCAGGGCAGCGGCCGGAGUCCGAUGGCGGCGGAGCAGGACCCCGAGGGGCGCGCGGCGGCGCGGCCGCUGCUCACCGACCUGUACCAGGCCACCAUGGCGCUGGGCUACUGGCGCGCCGGCCGGGCGCAGGAGGCGGCCGAGUUCGAGCUCUUCUUCCGCCGCUGCCCGUUCGGCGGAGCCUUCGCCUUGGCCGCAGGGCUGCGCGACUGCGUGCGUUUCGUGCGCGCCUUCCGCCUGAGGGACGCAGACGUGCAGUUCCUGGCCUCGGUGCUGCCCCCAGACACAGACCCCGCGUUCUUCCAGCAUCUUCGUGCCCUCGACUGCUCCGGGGUGACAGUGCGGGCCCUGCCCGAGGGCUCCCUCGCCUUCCCCGGCGUGCCGCUGCUGCAGGUGUCCGGGCCGCUCCUGGUGGUGCAGCUGCUGGAGACGCCGCUCCUCUGCCUGGUCAGCUACGCCAGCCUCAUCGCCACGAACGCCGCGCGGCUUCGCCUGAUCGCAGGGCCGGAGAAGCGGCUGCUGGAGCUGGGGCUUCGGCGGGCUCAGGGCCCCGACGGGGGUCUCACCGCCUCUACCUACAGCUACCUGGGCGGCUUCGAUGGCAGCAGCAACAUGCUCGCAGGACAGCUGCGGGGCGUGCCGGUGGCCGGGACCCUGGCGCACUCCUUCAUCACUUCCUUUUCAGGCACCGAGGUGCCCCCUGACCCGAUGUUGGCUCCAGCGGCUGGUCAGGGCCCCAGGGUGGACCUGGCCUCCCGCGUGGAGACGUGGCUGGGGCGUGUCUGUGGCCACCUGGGGCUGGGGGUGCAGCAGCCACACCGGGGUGAGCGGGCAGCCUUCGUGGCCUAUGCCCUGGCCUUUCCCCGGGCCUUCCAGGGCCUGCUGGACACCUACAGUGUGCGGAGGAGUGGUCUCCCCAACUUCCUGGCUGUAGCCCUGGCACUGGAGGAGCUGGGCUACCAGGCAGUGGGAGUGAGGCUGGACAGUGGCGACCUGCUUCAGCAGGCUCAGGAGACCCGCGGCGUCUUCCGAACCGUGGCGGCCCAGUUCCGGGUGCCCUGGCUGGAGUCCAUCCCCAUUGCUGUCAGCAACAACAUUGAUGAGGAGGAGCUGGCCAGGCUGGCCCAGAAGGGCAGUGAAGUGAACGUCAUCGGCAUCGGUACUAGCGUGGUCACCUGCCCUCGCCAGCCUUCCCUGGGCUGUGUCUACAAGCUGGUGUCCGUGGGUGGCCAGCCGCGGAUGAAGCUGACUGAGGACCCCGAGAAGCAGACAUUGCCUGGGAGCAAGGCUGCCUUCCGGCUCCUGGGCUCCGAUGGGGCUCUGCUGUUAGACGUGCUGCAGUUAGCAGAGGAGCCGCCUCCCCAGGCUGGCCAGGAGCUCAGAGUCUGGCCUCGAGGGACCCAGGAGUCCUGUACCGUGAGGCCGGCACACGUGGAGCCGCUGCUGCGACUCUGGGUCCAGCAGGGACAGCUGUGUGAGCCCCUCCCAUCUCUGGCCGAAUCUAGAGCCUUCGCCCAGCGGUCCCUGAGCCGUCUGAGUCCUGCCCACAGGCGGCUUGAGCAGCCUGCACUGUACCAGCUUGUCAUGUGUCGUUUCUUCGCCCAGUCUGCCACUCACUGGACCCCCAGGGCUUCCCAGGGUGGGCUGGAGUCAGGAGUCAGCAUGAGGGUUCAUCCUCCCAGGGAAGAGCCCGGCCCGGCCAGGGCAGGGAUCCGGGCCAGCCAGGGGCAGCCCCCGGGACCCCCUUCCACCGGCCCUCAGCCCGAACCUGAGCUUGAACGCGGGGUAGAGCCUGGGCGGGCAGCCGCCAUUCCCCCAGCUGGCAGUGAGCCCUUCUCCCAACCUCCUGCCCAGGAGCCAGCCCCUGAGGGACCUGGUCGUUGUCUGACUCCCCAGAGUUCCUUGGAAGAGGGGGCCCUCGCAGACCUGGCGUCGUACACGGCUGCCUGUCUGGAAGAGGCUGGCUUUGCGGGAACGCAGGCAACAGCACUCACCCUGUCCUCCGCCCUGGAGGCCCGCAGGGAGCGGCUGGAGGACCAGGUGCACGGCCUUGUGCGAGGGCUGCUGGCACAGGUGCCCAGCCUGGCGGAGCAGAGGCCCCAGCGGGUGGCCCUGCGGGUGCUGAGCACACUGGCCCUGGAGCACUCUCGGGACGUGGUGUGCGCACUGCUGCCGUGCUCACUGCCCCCUGACCGGGCGGCAGCCGAGCUUUGGCGCAGCCUGAGCCAGAACCAGCGCGUGAAUGGGCAGGUGCUGGUGCAGCUGCUGUGGGUGCUAAAGGGCUCGGCCAGAUCCCAGCUGGAGGCACUGGCGGCCACUUGCGCCCUUGGGGAGAUGCUGGCUGUGUCCGGCUGCGUGGGUGCCACACAGGGCUUCUACCCGCACCUUCUCCUUGUGCUGGUCACACAGCUACAUGAGCUGGCCCGGGACCCAUGCCCCCCUGACAUCCCCAAGGUUUGGGCCCCAUCCCACCAAGGGCUACCGUACAGCCACGCCAGCUGCACAGUGGAGGCCUUGAAGGCCCUGCUCACCGGGGAUGGCUGCCGCACGGUGGUCACGUGCAUGGAGCAGGCUGGAGGCUGGAGCAGACUGGCGGAAGCCCACACCCACCUGGAGGGAGUCCUGCUGCUGGCCAGUGCCAUGGUGGCGCAUGCCGACCACCACCUGCGAGGCCUGUUCGCAGACUUGCUGCCCCAGCUGCGCAGCGCGAAAGAUGCACAGCGCCUCACGGCUAUGGCCUUCUUCACCGGACUAUUGCAGAGCCGGCCCACCGCACGGCUUCUGCGGGAGGAGGUCAUCCUGGAGCGGCUCUGCGCUUGGCAGGGCGACCCCGAGCCCACCGUGCGCUGGCUGGGCCUGCUGGGCCUCGGCCACCUGGCGCUGGACCGCGGGAAGGUGCGUCACGUGAGCACGCUGCUGCCCGCGCUCCUGGGCGCGCUAGGCGAGGGUGACGCGCGGCUCGUGGGCGCCGCACUGGGGGCGCUGCGGAGGGUCCUGAUGCGGCCGCGGGCGCCGGUGCGGCUCCUGAGCGCUGAGCUGGGACCGCGCCUCCCACCGCUUCUGGACGACGUUCGGGACUCGGUCCGCUCCUCGGCGGUCGGGCUCCUCGGGACGCUGGUGCGGCGCGGCCGGGGCGGGCUCCGGGUGGGGCUCCGCGGCCCCCUCAGGAAGCUGGUGCUGCAGAGUCUCGUGCCGCUGCUGUUGCGACUGUACGACCCCAGCCGGGACACCAGUGAGAGCUCAGAGUGGACCCUGGCCCUCUGUGACCAGGCCCUGCGCUGGGGCCUGCUGGAGGAGAUGGUCACCGUGGCCCACUGCGACAGCCCUGAGGCCCUAAGCCGCAUCUGCCACCGCCUGGUUCAGUGGUACCCAAGUCACGUGCCCCGCUUCCUGAGCCAGACCCAGGGCUACCUGCGGAGCCCACAGGACUCCCUGCGCUGGGCAGCUGUUGUGCUCAUGGGCUUCCUGGUCCAUCACUCAAGCCCCAGCCACAUCAACCAGGACCUGCUAGACAAUCUGUUCCAGGACCUGGGGCAGCUGCAGGGUGACCGUGAGGCCACUGUGGUGGCAGCGGCACAAGCGUCCACCCAGCAGGUGGUGCUGCUGGCUCAGGUGCAGCACCCUCCCUGCCGUGGGCGCCUCCUGGGCCUCCUGCGCCUUCCCUGCCUGGGCCGGCACCACGCCCGCCCUGCCCGGCCCCCACCAGUCUAAGGCAGCCCGUUCCAGCACCACCGGAGCCCUGCUGGCCCCUGGGGCUGCUCAGGACCAGGCUGAGCCUGACUGGCCCACCCUCCGGGUGGGAGCCAGGGUGCUGAGUCUGGCACCCCACCGCCCUGUGGCCAGUCUUGGCAGGGGCAGAUCUGCAGAAGAGGCCCCCCCUUGAGGGGCACCCUGGGCUCGGUGCUGGGCACCAAUGCCUGCCCCCCGGAGCCACGCAAGGCCUGUUGCACACAAAGAGCCCUCUCCGGGAGCUCACCCCCCAGGCAGCCCUGCGACCUAGAGGGGGCACGCACCUUCUGACGGAGCACCAUUUCACCCUCAGCCUCUUGCCUCGUAUACCCCUGGGUCCAUCUGUCCCCCCUCAGCCCCCUGCCUGGAUGACACCUGACCUCCCGGGCCGAGGCCUGGUGGGGGACACUGUGAAGCUGGCACAGCCCUGGGAGGCGGUGCCGUGAUGGGCUGCCCUCUGCCUGGGCCCUCCCGGCCACCCCAGCAGCCCAUCAUCACCCCUUGUCACGUGCUCCACUCCUCGCGGGCCACGUCCUGGCCUGAGGUUCUGAGGUUCCUGGCCAAGAGCACUGAUCUGUCCUCCGGUCCACACCCGCUGCCCCGCAGCCUGGCCCCAUUCCUGCCCCUGCCCUCCCACUUACCAUGUCAGACCCCACCUGGGCCUUCUCCGGAAGCUGUCCCCUGACCUCCCCACUGGACACCACAGGCCUGAGAUGACACCUGCGGGCUCGGGCGUGGGCUGCCAGCAUUUGCAGCCCACCAGGCCGAGCUGUCGCACUGGCACCCCAGCACCCUGCUCAGGGCUGAACGGAGGCGUGACUGGACGUGUGGGGAAGAGGCCCCUGGGGACGCCUCCGAGGCCGUGACCCAAUCCGUCCAGACCCUGGACGGGCGGCUUCCUCCACCUUGAGGUGUCCUCUUGCCCUUUCAGGGCCCCCAAAGCUGCCUCCUCAGAGGAGGCGGCCUUAACUCACACAGCCUCUUGAAGGCUGGGGUCCUGCCCAUCCCUGUGGAAAGCGUUUAAAAUAAACACACAGAUCCUAGGGGUUCAGCGUCUGUCUGGGGCCUGGGUCCGG